AUGGAAGAGACAGAUGACAUUCAGAACUGCCAGGAUAAGCAUGAAGAGGACAUGCCGAAGAGUUCCCCUUUUGACUUUGUUAUAAAACAGUUCCAAGGGAAGAGGUCCUCUCCUGGAAAAAGAAAAGAGCAGCCUUCAGCUAUCAAAAAAUUCUUCAGGGGCUUUGACUUGGGGAAAUCUGAAGGCAAGGACAGAAGGGAAAUUGAAGAAACAGAAAUAAACAACUCUGGAGCUGAUGAUCAGAGUGAGAAGCGAGAUCCCUCUGUAGAAGAUGGACUUUCACAUCUCAUUUCUGAAGCGGAGUCACCAUCUGGUGAGCAGAGAUUUAACCAGUUCAUGCAGAAACUGGGAAAGAAACCCAACAGCAAGAAUCUGGAUCUAAAUAAUUGUGCAUUAAGUGCAGCAGACAUAACAGAGCUGGCUUCUUUACUACCGAUUCUCCCAGAGCUGGAGGAGAUCAGCCUGUCCUGGAAUGGUUGUGUUGGUGGGACUUUGAAAGCUCUCACUGUUCAUCUUCAUCAUGCGAACCUGUUAAAAGUCCUUCGACUUAACAACUGCAGGCUGACAGCUGAGGAUGUCACCUCCUUAGGAGAGGCAUUUGAAAUUGUUCCUCAACUUGAAGAACUGGAUUUAUCAUGGAACAGAAACAUAGGUGGAAAACUAUCACUCCUGACAAAAAAACUCCAGAAAGGAUGCAAGAUAAAACUUCUGAAAAUUACAGACUGUAACCUAACGGCAAAGGAUGGAGAAUCCCUUGCUGAAAUUCUAAAUGUGAUCCCAAACCUCGAAGUAUUAGAUCUCUCUAUCAACAAACACAUCGGCUGCAGCAUGAAGGUUAUUGCUCAGUACCUGAAAAAUGUGCCAGGCUUGAAAGAGUUAAACUUGCACAUGUGUGGAUUAAAGCAAGACAGCCUCCAGGGCUUAGACACUGCUUUACAGCACCUUGCCGAGCUAAGAAAACUAGACAUAUCGUGUAACAAAGAGAUUGGUGGUGGCUUUAAAGACUCAACAGCUCAUCUGGCCAGCUUGAAAAAUCUCGAAGUCCUUGAUCUCCACCAGUGCUGUGUAACAGAAGAGGACAUGACCGUUUUGUCCCAGGUGAUACCUUUGCUCUCCAGUCUUCAAGAGCUGAAUUUAUCCUCGAAUAAAAAUGUAGGAGUCUCAUCUGAUCCCCUUCUGGGCAGGCUCAGGUUUUUACCGAAGUUGAAAUCUGUGGCCAUCAGCAAUUGUGGUUUAGGCGAAGAGUCGUUUUCAUCACUAGCUGAGGCUGCCCUUCACCUUCCUGAACUGGAGAUAUUAGACCUUUCUUGGAAUAAGUGCGUUGGUGGGAACCUAAAGCUGCUUUUGGGAGCACUAAAGCUUGCAACGGAGAUUCAAGUGUUAAGACUGAGCAGCUGUAACUUGGUGGCUGAAGAUUUGGCACUUCUAACAUUACUGACGCAGGAUGGCCAUCUAGCCAGAUUACGGAAGCUGGAUUUGAGUUAUAAUAACAACAUCUCUGAUGAAGGGUGGGUCCUUUUCUGUCAAGGCUUAGCAGUAUUCAAAGAACUCUCAGAGCUCGAUGUCAGUCUUCGCCCAUCUUCCUGCCGUGACUGCGGGAUGUGGUUCAGCAAGUUGUUAGCAGCGCUGACAAAGCUGCCUGCCUUGGCAGAGCUGGGAUUGCAAAGAUGGGUCCUUUCAGAAUCGCAGCGGAAACAACUGGAAAGCUUUAAUGGAGACAACAAAAGAAACAUUCGUUUUGACUGUUGA
Molecule: messenger RNA, 1749 nt
Organism: Gavia stellata (red-throated loon)
Lineage: Eukaryota; Metazoa; Chordata; Aves; Gaviiformes; Gaviidae
Gene: LRRC31
Product: leucine rich repeat containing 31
Exons: 10
Coding region: 1-1749 (582 amino acids)
Molecular function (GO): protein binding
Source: RefSeq, a predicted model, not a curated record